Molecule: messenger RNA, 2006 nt
Organism: Ipomoea triloba (trilobed morning glory)
Lineage: Eukaryota; Viridiplantae; Streptophyta; Magnoliopsida; Solanales; Convolvulaceae
Product: serine/threonine-protein kinase RIO1-like
Exons: 12
Coding region: 59-1666 (535 amino acids)
Molecular function (GO): protein serine/threonine kinase activity; ATP binding
Source: RefSeq, a predicted model, not a curated record
CUCAGCUACGCCGUAAAACAAAGUGCAAGCCGAAAGACCUCCCCAAUUCUGCAGAGAGAUGUCGGGCUCAGUUAUACAAACCGGACAUGAAGCGAUUGACGAAUUACAGUAUUUAGAGGAGGAAGCCAAUGAAGAAGAGGAGGAGUCGUGGUCCUCUUCGGACGAGGAAAUUGGCGGCGCCUUGGAUUACUUGGACGCUAGGGAUGGUUCGGAAGGCGGCCUUGGCGGCGGCGGCGGUGGAGGGUUCACUCUGCAAUCCAGUGGUAGACGACCCAAUGCUCACGGAGGGGUGCAGUCUCGACCCAAUAACUCAUCCCUUCAACCCCUCUCCAAUCGUACCCAGAAGUUCGCUAAUCGCAUCAAAGCUUCCCCUUUGGAGGAAUGGGAAGGAAGGAUCAGUUUUGGCAUGUCAAACUCUGUAACAACUGAAAUUCGUGAAAGUGUUCGUGAGAUGGCCAUUGGUAAAACUAAAACUACUGACAAAGCAGACCGUGCGACUGUUGAACAGGCAAUUGACCCGAGAACUCGCAUGGUUUUGUUUAAAAUGUUGAACCGUGGUGUGUUUCAUGAUAUCAAUGGCUGCAUUUCAACUGGUAAAGAAGCCAAUGUUUACCAUGCUACAAAAUCAGAUGGGCAGGAACUUGCAAUCAAAGUUUACAAGACUUCAGUCCUUGUAUUUAAGGAUAGAGAUCGCUAUGUUCAGGGUGACUAUCGGUUCAGAUAUGGAUAUUGCAAGCAUAACCCCAGGAAAAUGGUUAAGACAUGGGCUGAGAAAGAAAUGAGGAAUCUAAUGAGGCUCAAGGCAGCUGGAAUAAGGUGCCCAACUCCACUUCUUUUGAGGUUGCAUGUUCUGGUUAUGGAAUUCAUAGGCAAGGGAGGUUGGGCAGCUCCUAGACUUAAGGAUGCCGGUUUACCUCUUGACAAGUUGCGUGAAGGUUAUGUGGAGAUAAUUAUGGCAAUGCGAAAACUGUAUCAGAAGUGCAAGUUGGUGCACGGUGACCUAAGCGAGUAUAACAUACUCUAUCUUGAGGGUCACUUGUAUAUCAUCGAUGUUUCACAAGCAGUUGAUCUUGACCAUCCCCAUGCACUUGAUUUCUUAAGGGAAGAUUGUGUUCAUGUGUCUGAUUUCUUCAGAAAGCAUGGUGUAGCUGUCAUGACAAUUAGAGAAUUGUUCGAUUUUAUUGUUGAUCCUAUGAUUGAUGAUGAUUCAGUGGACACAUAUUUGGAAGAGGUUCAACGAAAGAUUUUGGCAAGAGGUGAAGUGAGUGCAGAGGAUGAAAUUGCGGACUCCGUAUUCAUUCAGUCAUUCAUUCCAAAAACGCUCGAUACUGUGAAAAACGCGGAGGCAGAUGUGCAACGUAUUGUUAGUGGUGAGGACACUGGAGAUCUGUACUACAAAACCAUAACAGGGCUCAAGCAAGCUCUCAGCUCUACAGCAGAAGCAGCUGAGCAGGAGAAUAAUAAUUCAGAAACCGAGACCGAAACCGAAGAAACUGAAAGUGGGUCUGAGGAAGAAGAAGAAAACUCACCAAUGGAUAGAAAAGCUGCUAGGAAGGAGAACAAGAAGAAGGUUAAGGAGGAGAAGAGGGAAGCUCGUAAACACAAAGUGCCAAAAGCUGUGAAGAAGAAAAAGAAAAAGUUGGCCAAGGCCAAGAAGUAUCGCUAGUCAGUAGUCACUAAUCAGCCAAACACCAAUUUUUGCAGAAAUUUUGAGAUCAGCAGCAGUGUGUUCUUCAAGGAUGCAUCAACAUGGGUGAUUUAAAUGCCCUUAACAUACCUUAAUAGCCUUAGCUUGGUAAUGUAGUGCCCAUUAGAGGCUAUAGCCUUAUUUAGUUGUACGGAGUAUUAUUUUUAGUUAUUUAGGGUUUUGCUAUAGAAAUCAAAAAUUUAAGUUGUUCAAUAGAUUUUUAAUUACUACGUAAGUUUUAUUCUAGUGGGUUUGAACUUUGAAUCACAUGUAUUUUGCGAGUUAUAUAAAUGUGGAAGGAAAGCAAUUGGGAACAAUC